Molecule: messenger RNA, 1971 nt
Organism: Marchantia polymorpha subsp. ruderalis
Lineage: Eukaryota; Viridiplantae; Streptophyta; Marchantiopsida; Marchantiales; Marchantiaceae
Source: the annotation of a GenBank genome assembly
ACCAUCGGUGCAGGCUUGUGGAGGACCGAAGCUUCUCAGGACUCUUCAAGUAUCUUACAUCAGAGUAAGCCGAGCUCUCGAACUUCGCGAAAAUUGAUCUGUCUAUUUUCACAUCGGUCGACACCAACCGGUAAAGGAUGGAGCUGACCAAUGGGAAGCACGAGCGACCUCGACGAGCUCAUGUGCUGAUGGUGGCCGCGGGUGGGCAGGGGCAUUACUUCCCUUUUCUGCAAAUGCUGUAUCAGCUGAGCACUCCUCGAUACGUAGAUCGAGUAACCGUCACCUUUGUCAACAGCCAGGAGAGCCUCGUGGGCUUCGCGGCGCGCAAGGAGAAUGGCGAAUUCGGAAGCUUGGAAUUGCGAUUCCAGGCCCUGGUACCGGCAGCUCCUUGCAAACCGAGUGGCAGACCGGGCCCAGAAGAUUUCGCCAACAGAGUUGAGAAGGAAUUCGAACCCUUGAAGCAGAAGUACUUGUCCGAGAAAACCAACGCCGAUGGCCCUACUUGCAUUAUUGGGGACAUGUUUUUCAGCUGGCUUUUGUAUCUAGCGGACGAACUGAACAUCCCUUGGAUUCCGAUCUACCCUGCCUCAUCAUGGUACACCUACAGCUGUCUCGUGGAUGCCAAUCCCAUCUGGCGGUCGAAGGAUCCGGACGUAAGAAAGCAGACAGCUCCGGGACUCAACUUCUGCCGGGUUUUCGACUACCCCGAGGACAUUCCGUAUUUUGCUGAGUUCUUCGCGAAGAAAAGAGAACGCCUCGAGAAAGCCUCGACCAUCGUGAUCAACGUUGCAGAGGAAUGGGAUGCACCGACCGGAUGCCUCGCUCUGACUCGAGACCUGCUCGAAAAGAAGGCAAUCGCCGAGAACAGACCGGUGCCCAAAGUCGUUGCAGUGGGUCCAAUGGUGAACAUUGAGGGCAUGACUUAUACUCCACCUUGCAAAAUGGCGGAACCACAGAGAGCACAGUGCUUUUCUUGGCUGGACCAGCAGCCUCCCAAAUCGGUGUUGUACGUCGCUUUCGGAACCAUCACCAACCUGAACCCCGAGGACAUGGUGGAGCUCGCCCACGGCCUGGAGGAUAGCGGCGUGUCGUUCUUGUGGGUCAUCAAAGUUCCGGCUAACGAGACUCUGGAGUCCGUCCUUCCUCCAGGUUUUCAGGAGAGGAUUAAAGGGCGAGGUCUUCUCGACAGGAGCUUUGUGCCGCAGUCAAAGAUCUUGUGUCACCCUUCCAUAGCUGGAUUCAUGUCCCACUGUGGGUGGAACUCCAGUAUGGAGGGCAUCUGCGCCGGAGUGCCGCUGCUAACUUAUCCCUUGGGCCUCGACCAAAUAGUGAACGCCAGGUUCGUGGUUAAUGUUUGGAAGGCAGGCAUAGGACUAAAGAAAGAGGAUGAAGAAUAUUGCACCAACAAAGUUACCAGGGAAGAAGUGACAGAGGCGAUUAAUACGCUAAUGAUUGGAAAUGUAGCCGAGGAGUUAAGAAGUAAUGUCCAGAUGUUGCGCAGUCUAGCAAAAGCAGCUCUGGCAGAAGGCGGUUCUUCCCAUAAAGCCCUACACUCUUUCUUAGGAGAGAUAACGAGUCCCGCUCAAUAAGGAUCCCAUUCACUUCCCCUUUACAAAAUGUUUAAGACAGUGUUUGUAAUCUUAAAUCUUUUUAUUGGAGGAUGUAUAAAAAAUAGACAAAGAAAGAAUAUUCGAAUUCAACAGAAGAUGUUGCAGUGGAACUUUAUAAACACCUACAUGGCAUAGGUGGCACACGACGUACCUCCUGUCCGGAGGGCACAUCUCAAGGACCAAGGGAGUGGAGGAAUGAGUUGGCUUGCUCGCUUAGGGACAUGCCGAGAAUUAUCUUUCAUUUUGUUGUACACUGCCGGAGUUCAUGAUCUUUUCCCCCACUUCCUUCCUUCCCCCGGUGCGAAUCAUAUCUGAUUUGUAUGUUCAUUCUUCUAAAUUAUGUAUCUGCGGAAGCUAUUUA